CGCCCAUUGAGAUGAUGCAAGGAGGCCCGCCCACACCACCACCCACGAGCGCGACGGAGCAGCUCGACGCAGCCAGAGACGCUGCACUCGCGGGCGUCGCCAGCCCUCAGCCCGCCACUGCCGCUCCUGGACCUCCUGCAGCCACCGAGGGCGCACCAGCCGUGUCGCAGGCUCAGGCUGGCCCAGCGCCCGCUGGUGCACAGGGGGACGUCUACCAGCGCACGUUCCCCCAGAUCGCCGCUCUCGUAUCGCAGGGCAAGUACAGCGAGGCGGCAUAUGUAGCUGAAGUCACCGAUCUGAAUGUUGAAGGGGACGCGUCGCCCUCACGGCUGCUCGUCAUCGCGCCUCUAGUCCUCUCCUACCUCAUCAUCGAUGACCUAACACCAGCCCACCACGCCCUCAUGCGCCUGCCCAAGCUGCCCUCGACGGCGCUCGUCUCGCACCCCCUCACCCAGGCGCUCAUGAGACUGCUCGCCUCCACCCUGGAACGAAAAUACGAGAACAUCUACGCGCGCGCGCAGGAGAUCUUCCUGCUCUCGCAGCAGGGUCACCUCGCGGAUCCGAACCUCGCUCAACUCGUCGCGUCGAUGUCGCAGACCUUUGUCGAGUCAUUCCAGCAACGAACUUUCACCCUCCUUUCCAAGGCGUUCACGUCAAUUCCUCUAUCGGAAGCCCAGGCGUACUUGGGCAUGCAGCAGGACCAACUUCUAUCUAUCGCAAACGCGCAGGGAUGGAAGUUCGACUCCGCGACACAGAUUCUCCAGCCCACUGCCCCUACCCAAAUCGGCACCAGCGCGGGCUCUCAAGGCUCAUCCUCUCUGGGCACGUUCGGCGUGGUGGCCAACGGGCUCUCGAGGUUGAUGACAGAGGCUUGAAGGAGAGACGACGAUGUUCCCGUUUUCUUGCAACCACUUGUACAGAUAGCAACG
Molecule: messenger RNA, 929 nt
Organism: Coniophora puteana RWD-64-598 SS2
Lineage: Eukaryota; Fungi; Basidiomycota; Agaricomycetes; Boletales; Coniophoraceae
Exons: 6
Coding region: 12-875 (287 amino acids)
Source: RefSeq, a predicted model, not a curated record